This is a messenger RNA of Selaginella moellendorffii, 3860 nucleotides long. RefSeq names its product exocyst complex component SEC5A. The transcript is spliced from 20 exons. Gene Ontology annotation, cellular component: exocyst. The record is from RefSeq and is a predicted model, not a curated record. Gene Ontology annotation, biological process: exocytosis; Golgi to plasma membrane transport. NCBI's taxonomy places the organism in Eukaryota, Viridiplantae, Streptophyta, Lycopodiopsida, Selaginellales, Selaginellaceae. The coding region runs from base 249 to 3686 and encodes 1145 amino acids.
GCCAGGAGCUCCGCGGAAUGCGAGAAGUGCCGGUGCUCUCGGCACCGCAUUGCGCCUCCUGGAUCGUCAGCAACGCGCCUGGGAUCUAUCAUCAUCGCCAAUAAACCCUAGACGAAGAACCCUAAAACUCUGCGCGCGAUCCAAUUCGAGCUAGGGUUAGAGUCCUCUCGCUCGCGCGGCAAGGUAUGACGUAGAUCUAGCGAACAAUCUAAAGCACCUGGAACGGAUCUCUGUGUCGUGCGCCGCUGAUGAUGUCGAGUUCCGAGGAAGAAGAUGACCAGGACGAGGAGGAGCUGCUACAGCGCGCAUUGGAGGAGCAAGCGCAGCGAGACGUCCGCUACACCCGCCCGCCGCCGCCCUCUCGAAAGCCGCCCGCCGCUCCUCCUCCCGCACAGCGCCAGCAAUUAAACAAUCCAGCUCCUCAUCCAAUGGAGGACGACGAAUCGGAAGUGGAGCUCCUGAGCAUUUCUUCCGACGAUGAUGACGACGAUGCUCCUCGUGCUGCCGCUGCCACUGCCAAGCCGGUGGAUGCGAGCAGGGACGCGGAUCUUGGGAUCGAGGAUUUUAGUGACGAGGAGGUGGAGGAGGAAGAACCGAAGUCUUGGAGCAAAGUUAACGAAGAAGAGCUCCACCGAAGAGUUCGUGCCAUGCGUGAGGCAAGAGCUGCUCCAGGAUUGCGGAGGUCGACUCUUGCCCGCAGGGCGACCAUGGCUGGGGGAGAGGUUUAUCCCCGAGAGGAUUUGAUCGAUCCUCUGGGUCUCGGGACGAUAGAUUUGAAGUCCCUCACGUUGAUAAGUGACUCAGCCUCUCCGGGAGCAAAAGCUCCAGUGCAAGAUGCUCCGGCCCGAGAUCCUACAAGUCGAGAAAAAGUGCUGUAUCAUUCGGAAAAGUUCGAUCCGAAGUACUUUUUGGCACGCAUUCAUCAGAGAACCAAAGCCUCCGAUUUGGAACACGGAGACGCGGCUUUAAAAAUGGAUCUGCAAAACCGAAAGCAGCAGCUAAAGCUUCUUGUCAAGGAAAACUUUGAGUGUUUUGUAUCGUGUAAAAAUACGAUUGACGAUAUACACUCAAAAUUGCAACAGAUAGAGUCGGAUGCCGAAGGCGCGGGCACUGCACACUUAACUCAUGCUAUUCAGGACUUGGACGAGGUAGCAAAGCGAGCUUUUGGACCUCUCCUCGAGCGGCAGGCUCAAGCUGAACGAAUUCGAUCUGUUCAAGGAAUGCUGCAACGUUUCCGAACACUAUUCAACCUUCCAAGCGCAAUACGUGGGCAUAUCAGCAAAUGUGAAUAUGACAUGGCUGUGAGAGAGUACAAAAAGACCAAGUCGCUCGUCCUUCCUUCACAUGUUAGUAGCAGUCAGACCUUGGGAUUACCUACUAACAAUGCAUUGCAGGGAAGAAUAUUAAAGCGCGUGUUUGAAGAAGUCGAGAAAGUUGUGCAAGAAUUAAAAGACAUGCUCUCGAGAUGCAUGGAAGACCCUCAUGCCGAAUUUUCGCAGCUCGAAAAUGCAAUACGGCUACUACUUGAGUUGGAUCCUGACUCUGACCCUGUCUGGCAGUACUUAAGUAUGCAAGAGCGGCGGAUUCGAUCGAUUCUUGAGGCAUGCGUCCUAGAACACGAGGUUCAGAUGGAUAACCUGCAUGGACGUUUGCAGCAAAAAGUGGAAUCGGAUGCCCGAUGGAAGCAAUUGCAAAGUGAAUCGCCAAAGUCGACUGAGGUUGACAUUUCCUUAUUUAUUGUGGAUCAAGAAGAUGAUGCAACGGAAGCUGAAAUUAGAGAUUUUAUCAACGACGAAUCUGAUGCACUGUUUGGAAGGCUUAUACGCAGGCUUUCAGCUGUUAUUAUUCAGUAUGUUCCUGAUUUUUGGAGACUGGCAUUAUCAAUUUUCAAGGGAAAAUUUGCAAAGGUAUCACGUCCAAGUACACAGAAGGCAGAGCCGAAAGACCGUGAUCAUGAAAACUAUCCUUUUGAAGAAAAACCCAAAGUGGUUGUUCAAUACACUUCACACUCUCUCGAUGAAGUUGUAGCUAUGGUCCAAGGAAUUGUAGGCUCGUACGAAUCUAAAGUUCACACUGCUUUUACGACACUCGCGGAAGCAACAGAGAUGCGUUGGUAUAUGCGAGAAGCUCUGUGGGAGCUUUCAAAGGCUUGUGCGGCUCUUUCUGGAAAGGAUUGUUCUCCUGUCGGCGCAGUUCAAACAUUGACAACGUUAAAGAUGGAACUUGUGCAUCAAUUUAUUUUCAAGUUUUGCUCUUUGAUGCGGCAAAAGGCUUCCGAUUUGGUAGAAGAGGAAGACUGGAUACCAGUGCCCGCCGUAGAACGGAAUGAAUCCUCGUAUGCGAUUUCUUCACUUCCUCUGAAGCUUCGUGACAUUCUCAACUCAACGAUAGAACACAUGAAAGAGGUUUUGGAUAAGGUGAAACUUGAGCCAACUCCGCCUAAUAAUCUGGCUACUCAACUCGGUCAGAUGCAGGCGUCUUUACAGACUGCAUUUUAUGAGUGCUUUUUGGACGUUCUAGAGCUCUUAGAUAAAAAAAUUGUUAAUAUGGCUGCAGAUACACUUUCGGCAAAUAAUAAGUUUGUCGGACUUCAAGUCGGGGUGGAAGUUAAUAAUCCUCACCAGAAACUCUUGAUGGUGCUAAGUAAUAUUGGUUUCAUCAAAAGUAUUUUGUUGCCAGAACUUUCGAGCAAACACAAGGAUGUUUGGACCCGAGAGAGAAUGAACGCCAAAGAGCCGGUAGUUGAAAUUUCACCUACGGAAAGCGAAGUUGUGGCUGCCUUCUCGGCUUUAGAAGACAAGAUUUUGAAUGAGUACAACUACGUCAAGGCUUCAUCGGUAGGAACUACUGCAGCCAGUUACAUAUUAGAUGAUGGGACUCAAUGGGCAUCUGCUCCUCCUGUCAAGGGAAUACGUGACGCGGCGGUGGAGCUUCUUCAUCCACUGGUUGCUGUACAUGCAGAGGUUUACGCUGGAGCCAAAACCUUUGUCCGCAAGGUCAUAUGCGUUCUUUUCGAGGGGCUUAUACGUGCGCUGCACACCACAGCAAGUGAAAACCUGUCCAAGGCUCUCAACCAUCUCGACGUCAACGGGUUCUGUCAACUAAUGCUUGAGCUGGAUUACUUGGAGUCCGUUUUCAGCCUGUAUUGUACGAGCGAUGCAAAGGCCUUGCUAACCUCCCUGCGGGAGGUCCUGCUCGAGAAAGUGCAAGACGUUGGUGGUGAAUCAAGCGAAAGCACGGGGCACAAUCGUCGUUUGACUCGAGGGAGCGAAGACGAGGAAAGCGUGCAAGCUCCCCCUAACGUGGACGACAUACAGGCUCGCGCUGACGACGUAAGAGCACAGUACUUGCCAUCUGAGCUCAAGAGGACGCGCGUCAACGUGAUAUGCUUCCAAGACAACGGCGAGUCAAUCGCUCCGCCAGACGCUGCAAAGCGAGCGGUUGUUUCUCCUAAGGGUGGUGUUUUAGAGAGCGCCAGCGUCACGCAGUCGCCUCGAGCAGGGAGGCACAGGAGGCGCUCGUCGGGAUCCAGCUUCUCGGACGAGCCAGGAAAGCCAUUCCCCGGCCUCCCUCCACCGUCCCCGUUCCACAGCGAGCCGGCGAGUCGGUUCUCAAAGCCACGCACAGUCUCGCGGAGAACCUCCACUGCGUCCAAUGCUUCUUCCGUGGACGACGAUCUCAGGUAAACUACAACGCAUUCUUUUAGUUUCUCUCGCUUGGUUCCUAGUUUCUUGGAGAGAAAAAAUAACAAUCACAUGGUGUAUAAAGAAUCGGUGUUCUAUAUAGACUGUACAAGUGCUUUGAGCUGCUUCCACGCAUGAAAGUAAAGAAUUGUUAUGUAGCUGAGCUAGCUACCGCUA